Styela clava is the source of this 2123-nucleotide messenger RNA. Its product is annotated as Na(+)/citrate cotransporter-like. NCBI's taxonomy places the organism in Eukaryota, Metazoa, Chordata, Ascidiacea, Stolidobranchia, Styelidae. Gene Ontology annotation, molecular function: transmembrane transporter activity. The record is from RefSeq and is a predicted model, not a curated record. Gene Ontology annotation, biological process: transmembrane transport. Gene Ontology annotation, cellular component: plasma membrane.
UUAUCUUCAUAUAUAAUAUCUUGCUGUUAUUUUUAAAAAGUAAGCAUCGGGUGGGCACCAAAAGCCUAUAUAUUCUAAUAUGUCUUUGUCGUACUUUUUCUCGUCGUUAUGGAGGUUUCGCAAAAGUGCAAUUCUUCUUUUGACUCCGAUACUUCUUCUUCCAAUGCUCAUACUUGGGAAUUCGAAGGUGUCAAGUUGCGGAUACGUGAUUUGCAUUAUGUCUGUUUACUGGACGACUGAAGCAUGUCCACUUGUUGUGACGUCACUAAUUCCAUUGUUACUGUUCCCGCUGUUUGGAAUCCAGACAGCAGAUGAGGUUUCGAUGAGUUACACGCGUCACACUUGUUUUCUCUUUCUGGGAACGUUCAUCCUUUGCAUUGCAAUAGAAGAGUGGAAUUUGCAUAGAAGAUUUUCUCUUCGAGUUUUGCUGCUUUUCGGAUCUAAGCCAUGCUGGAUUAUGUUAGGAAUGAUGUUUAUCACUGGAUUCCUGUCUAUGUGGUUGAGCAACACUUCGACAUGUGCUCUUAUGCAUCCGAUUACUGUUGCUAUAUGUAGAGAGAUUUCAACAGCAGAAAAGAACAGACAGGAGCCACAUAAGAAUAAGAAGAAUAAAGACGUGUCCGACAACGUGUUGGAAGUUUCCGAUAACACGGAAGACAUGUAUAAUAAUCCAGAAGUCACACAGUUUAUCAGUAAAAACAACAACGACGAUAUACUGAAAGUUCAGGAGGAUAAUGAGUUAGAAGAAGAAUCUUCAACAAAAAUAGAUGGCAAAUCGACCAAUUUAGAAAAAUCAAUGCUACUCGCGGUGACAUACGCUUCUACCUUGGGAGGUAUAUGUACUAUAGUGGGAACACCAACGAACCUUGUGGCUAUUGGAAUUUUUAUAGCAACUUUUGGAGAAGAAUCGGGACAAGACUUGAACUUCGUUUCGUGGUUCAUAUUCUGUCUUCCGAUGACUAUUAUUUUGAUAAUCAUCACAUGGAUUUGGGUGCUAUGUCGAUUUCGAAGUCUUGGACAAUUGAGAUCACGAAAUACAAACACCACAUCAAAGCGCAUCAAGAAAUUAAUACAAGCCAACUAUGACAAGUUGGCCCCUAUGAGUUUCGGUGAAAUCUGUGUUGUGAUUCAUUUCCUUGUACUGAUUCUACUAUGGUUUCUUCGUGAUCCGAAGAUUAUUCCUGGCUGGAGAGAUUUAUUCCCAAACGGAUAUGCAAAAGAUUCCACAACUGCUGUAUUGGUUGGAAUGUGCGUCUUCUUAUUCCCAUCACAAUCAUCUUCCUUUACUUGGAUAUGGAAAAAACCGAAGACUGAAGGAAAAAAAGAAUAUUGUUUACCAACUACAUCUCCCGCGUUAUUAUCUUGGAAAACAUUUCAACAAAAAUUUCCAUGGGAUGUGAUGCUUCUGUUGGGUGCAGGAUUUUCCUUGGCUGGAGCAUGUGAGAAUUCCGGAUUGUCAGAAUGGUUUGGCCGUAACCUUACAGCGGGACUUCGAGGAACACCUGUGUGGAUUGUGCUACUGGUGGUUUCGAUUUCAAUAUCAUUAUUGACAGAAUUCACAAGCAAUGUGGCAACCACCAGCAUAUUUUUACCAAUCAUGAUAGGAUUAUCCAGAGACCUGAGUAUAAAUCCAGUUUAUAUUUUACUCAUUGCAACAUUAUCUUGCUCAUUCGCAUUCUCUUUGCCGAUCGCAACUCCACCAAAUGCUCUGGCAUUCACAUUCGGAUCUUUGCGGGUAACGGAUAUGGUGACAACAGGCUUGCCGCUAAAUUUCAUAUGUGUCGGAGUACUAAAUGCUUUUAUUCACAUGACUGGCGUCUCAAUAUUUCAUCUCGACGUUAUUCCGGCCUGGGCUAUGACGAAUGGAACAUAUGUUGUCCCUCCUAAUAGUACACUUACGCCGGGGCAGAACUAAUUCAUGACACUCGAUUCCAAAAGUUUUGUCCAAAAGCGAUAUCUUUGACUUUAAGCCCAUCACACGAUAAACCGGUAUAAAGAGUCUUUAGGUUUACAGUGGCCUAAUUGAAAUAUAAAUUCACUCACCUAUGCCUCAACAAAAAUAUGAUUUUAUUAUUUCAUCGUGUGUAAUUCAACAGAAUUCUAUUAUAAAUAUAUAUGCCUGC